Symbiodinium necroappetens is the source of this 990-nucleotide messenger RNA. Lineage: Eukaryota; Dinophyceae; Suessiales; Symbiodiniaceae. The record is from the annotation of a GenBank genome assembly.
AUGUUGCAGGCUCUGGACGUCCCCUUGGUCAAGAAAUGCAGCAUGCAAGGUGCAGAGUUGAAGGACUUUCUGCCAGAGCUCCAGGAUCAUCGCAUAACGGCCCUGGUCACUGUCGCUCAUCGCUGCCUCAGGGACCAAACAGACGACUUCGUGGUGCUUGUGUCCAAGAAGGGCUUCGCCAAGAAGGUCUCCAUCGACCGCUUUCGCGGCCUGCGCCCAGGCAAAGGGCUCCCCUGCAUGAAACUGGCUGCUGACGAUGAGUUGCAGUGGGCACACAAGGCCACGGCAAACUCUGCACUAGUUGUGGCAACAGCGGAAGGCGGAGUUCUGCGCGUGUCUCUUGGCCAGGACUGGUCCUUGAACACUGCCAAAGGGCCCGGCCGUUCGGUGAUCAGGAUGUGGAAGAAAUUCCAGGAAGAUUACAUCGCGGCUUCCAGCAUCUCUGCCCUCACCGCAGCGGAAUUGGCAAACAUCCGCUCAAAGGUGGCUGCCAAGGCCAAUGCGGCAGCGCGUCCCAGCGCGGAAGGCCCAGCGAAAGCCGAGAACGAAGAGUCAGAAAAGGAGGAGGCAGCAGAAAAGGAAGAGGCUGCAGCAGACGACAGUGACGAAGAUGAGAAGGAUGCAGAGGAUGUAAGCGGUGAAAAGGCAGACGGAGCUCAGGAUGAAGUUCUGGAUGUUGGCCAGGAGUUUGCAGCGUGCUCUCCCUUGUCCAUGGAGAAGUACUCUUUCGUGCAGCGGCUGGGACAAGGUGCCUUUGCUGUGGUAUGGAAGGCACGCCGGAAGUCGGACGGCCGGCUUGUCGCUGUCAAGCAGCUAAAGCAAUCGCCAGAGUCCUGGGAAGCAUGCAAGCAGCUUCCGGAGGUGCGGGCCGCCGCGGCCAUUUCGGAUCGGAGGUCUACCGGAAAAAUGAACAGGCCAGAGCAGCAGAGAAGAGCGGCUUGCCAUUUCGAGGCAUCUGGUGCAACUCCUGGAGGCAGUACGGCACGGUGA